AUGAUCAUCCCAACUGGUUUUCGUUUGUUAUUUGUUCUUUUUGGGUUGCUCGUCACCGAGUCAUUCGCGUGGCCAGUGAACCUCCACGCUAGUCGCGGCAUCGGCGGCGUCGGGUUAGAAGUUGACGUCGACGUUACGACUGAGAAAAAUCCGAGGCUGGAAGGUGGUGAGAAAAACUUCGACCUGACCCUCACAUGGGAGGACUAUGCUCCAGACGGCUUUGCUAGGAAGAUGCUGUUGGUAAACGGGCAGUCUCCUGGUCCUCUUCUUGAAAUUGAUCAAGGAGACUGGGUAGUUGUCACCGUCCACAACCAGUCUCCAUUCAACACAACGAUUCACUACCAUGGAAUUGAGAUGAUCGACACUCCUUGGUCAGACGGUGUUCCAGGAGUAAUACAACGCCCGAUUGCCUCAGGUAGCAGUUUCGUCUAUGAGUUCAGAGCAACUCAAUUUGGCAGCUACUGGUAUCAUUCCCAUUUUCACGGGCAGAUUGAGGAUGGGCUUUAUGGCCCAAUAUUAAUCCACCCGGCCAAGGAUACGCUUAAACCCUUUCACAUGAUCUCACCCGACCCUCAGGUGCAACAGCGCCUUCGAGAGGCUGAGAAGGGUGCUACACCACUUCUUAUAUCGGACUUUACGCAUCUAACCUCUGAUGAAAAAUGGGACAUGACGCAGAAGGCGGGCUUGGAGAUUUCAUGCUAUGACUCUGUUCUCUUCAACGGCAAGGGGAGCGUCCAAUGCCAAAGCCUAAAUGAUCUAGAACUGCGUCUGAGUCAAAUACAGAGGGGAUACUUGGCUACGGUACCGGGUGCAUCCAUAACUGAUAAGGGUUGUCUUCCAGCCUCAACAUUGAUCAAAUUUGGUGGCGGUAGCGGCAACGAGAGCGCGUUACCACUCGGGACCUUCUCGGGUUGCAAGCCUACAACGGGAUCAAUCGAAACAAUCAAGACUCGGAAGCCAGCUGAUCCGGAUGGCGAGUGGAUUGCAAUGGAUAUAAUCGGAGGCUUCAGCUUCAUCACCGCCGUCAUCUCCAUCGAUGAGCACGAUAUGUGGGUAUACGCCGUGGACGGCUCCUACAUUGAGCCACAGAAGGUCCAGGCAAUAACCGUGUCCAACGGGGACCGAUACUCGGUUUUUAUCAAUACCAAAAAGACUGGAAACUUCAAGAUCCGUUGCAGCUCGGUCAACAUCGCCCAGAUACUUGUGGGGCAUGCGAUACUCUCGGUCGGUGGCAGCAAUAGUACCGAUGCCUCCGAAGCCUUUAUCGACAUAUCUGGAAACCCCAGGUCCCCAGAUGUCACUUUUUUUGAUCAAGCUAUUGCGCACCCAUUCCCACCAGAGCCUAUUGCAGCAACAGCCGACGCCUUCUUCCCGCUCAACAUGAAGGUGGAUGGCGCCUCCUAUCUCUGGGCCAUGAACAGCACGAGACUGAUGCUAACUGAUAUUGAUAAUUCGGAUCCCGUCCUCUUCGCACCAGCUCCUAACCUACAAAACAACGUCACCAUCACAACCAAGUUCAACUCUUGGGUAGACCUUCUCUUCUUCACAGGCAACGAGCCGAUGCCGCCGCACCCUAUUCAUAAGCAUGGAAAUAAGAUGUUCCAGAUUGGGUCGGGAGUUGGCGUCUUUAAGUGGAACUCGACCGAGGAGGCGAUCAGAGAGGUACCCGAGCAAUUCAACUUGGUUAAUCCUCCGAAGCGAGAUGGAUUUGCGUCGCUUACCGCCUUUGGCAAUGUGACUUGGGUUCUUGUGAGAUACCACGUUACAAACCCCGGCGCUUGGCUACUACACUGCCACAUUGACAAUCAUCUUCAAGGUGGUAUGAUGAUGGUGAUCCAGGAUGGCGUCGAUCAUUGGCCGCUGGUUCCGGAUCGUUACCGGGACUUUGGAGGAUACGAGUAA
Fusarium keratoplasticum is the source of this 1902-nucleotide messenger RNA. RefSeq lists its product as uncharacterized. The transcript has 3 exons. Gene Ontology annotation, molecular function: oxidoreductase activity; copper ion binding. Lineage: Eukaryota; Fungi; Ascomycota; Sordariomycetes; Hypocreales; Nectriaceae. The coding region runs from base 1 to 1902 and encodes 633 amino acids. The record is from RefSeq and is a predicted model, not a curated record.